Molecule: messenger RNA, 1332 nt
Organism: Haliotis rufescens (red abalone)
Lineage: Eukaryota; Metazoa; Mollusca; Gastropoda; Lepetellida; Haliotidae
Exons: 5
Coding region: 63-797 (244 amino acids)
Source: RefSeq, a predicted model, not a curated record
AGCCAUCGCUGUACACAGCUACAGUAACUAUUUUAAUAUAGACAGGUCCUUUGUUUGUAAAUAUGAGAGUUCUUGUGACAUUAUGCGUUCUCGUGUCCCUCACCGCCGUCACCUUGGCGUGGAAUCGACCGCCUGUCGGAGGGCGUUCUCUGGGAGGCUCAACCUCCAGCCGAUUCGCUAGCCUCCUGAAAUCCAGAAAAUCUUCCUUGUUUGGUGCCCGCGUCCGUGACGGUUCCAGCAUUUUCAGCGCCCUCUCCGCCAAGACCAAACAGCCAAUCUGCUACUUUGACAAGAAUGGCGUCCCCCAGUACGAAUGGCCAACUAAGGAAAAGCUGUGCUUCGACAAGUCCUACAAAUACCCUGUUGACCGUGUGUUCAGCGCCCUGGAACAGGACCCCGACGCAAUGGAGUACAUGCUGCUGGUGCAGGGAUGCUACCUCCACAACAAGAUGAACUCCACCGGCCACUACCCCGCCUACCGAUACAAGGAUCUGUGUUCCGAGAACACCGAGCUCCUGGAGAGAAUCUGGUGGACCAACACCAAGAACGGGCGCCGAGAGGUCUGCUACGUCAUCAUGCCUGAAGCCCAGGGAGUUGAAGUCGCUCAAUGCGGAGGUCACUGCGUCAUGGACACCACGGAGGUGAAACACCACUACUGCGUCCCCGACGGCAUGGUUGAACGUGAUAUCUACGUCUUCUGUCCCGGCGAGAUCAAGCAGUGCCGCAGAACUCGCGUCACCAUCCCCACCGGAUGCAGCUGUAAGAAAUACGAAUGUCUCAAGUAUCAGUUUGUGUAAACCAUGGUUUACACUCCUUCUGCGAAGUCGUACUUUUACGCAUGUGUAAUAGUGGGACUCAACGCCAUGCCAAAUACAAACAUUUACGCAUACGUAAAUGUUUCGAACAUAGUUGAACAGGCCGGAAAAUGUCCUGUCGAUUUGGUUUCUUUUAUUUGUAUCAAUUAAUUUGUGACUGUUUUUUUUGCAUAUAACAAGUGCAAUUAUUCUGACCUUCGAAAAUAACUUUUUUUUAUGAAACGCAUAUUUCGACCUUGCAAAAAUACUUUUAAUGAUUAUGAUUGUGAAGAAUGUGAGAGAAUAUCUGUUUUACCAUUUUCUAUUAUCAUUUGUAAAUAUAUCAUGCGCGCACAUGUAAAUAGUUUGUUUAUAGUGUAUAUCACGUGUACAUUUAAUUGUGGAGUUCGCGAGAUACCUGUUACCAUGUUCUGGUGCCAACACAGUGAAAAACAAAAUCUCACUGAAUAAUACGUGUAUGCUUUCUGCUAUGAUUUUCCAAAGAAUGAUUUCUGCAUAAUAAAACAAACUGAAAUAA